GAUGUAAACAGUCCAAUUCGGCCUUUGAACGCGGUAUCAUUGUUGUCUUUAAGAUGACAGCUCCGAAAAGUCCAAAAUAUAUAUAAAUAGAGCCAUCGAAAACAUACAACUUCAUAACUUUUUUUUCUCUAAUAUAAUCAUAAUGAAGUUCUCAGUAUUUGGAUUAGCUACUCUUGCUUUGGGAUUACAAACUGUCUUGGCAGCCUCUUGUGACUGCAAUGAUGGUGAUGUAUCUUGUCAAAACCAAUGUGUGCAAGAAACCAAUGAUUGUAUCAAUUCAUGUAAUGGGGACAUUCAAUGCUAUCAAAACUGUAUCAAUAACAGUUGGCCCGGUGUUUCUCGAACAGCUGCCGAAACCACAGCUACCAUGACUACUGGUUCCAUGACAACCGCCAGCAGUGAAGUUACCACUACUCUUAUGACUUCUGCUGCUGCUACCACUACUCUUAUGACUUCUGAUGCUACUACUACUACUACUACCAACAGUGUUAUUGAAGCUUCAUCUACUGUGGUUCCUUCUAGUGUCGAUAUUGUUUUCACCAGCAGCAGUACAGUUCCUGCCUCUAUCAUUUCUGCCGUCAAUUCUGCCGCUUCUUCAGCAGCUGCCCCUGUUUCUGAAACUGCCUCCAGUGUUCAAUCCGCUGCUCAAUCCGCUACUUCUGUUGCCCAGUCUGCCACUUCUGCUGCUCAAUCUGCUGCUGCCUCUGUCACGUCUGCUGCUGCCUCUGCUAUCAGCUCAGUCGCUAGUUCAGCUACUGCUGCUGCUUCUCAAGCUGCUAGUUCUGCUGCUUCUGCUGCUGCUAGUGCCACACCUGAAGUCAAUGCUGCUAGCAAGCAAUCUACUCUUGGUCUUACUGCUUUAUCUGUCGGCAUUGCUGCCGCUCUCUUUGUAUACUAAUCUUAAUCCUAAUAAAAAAAUUUUUUUGACCUAUUACACUUUUUUUUUUUAUCUAAAAUUGAUAUCAUUGAUCGGAUCAAGUUUGUUUUUUGCAUACAAAUCGACUUUCUGU
Molecule: messenger RNA, 1010 nt
Organism: Gilbertella persicaria
Lineage: Eukaryota; Fungi; Mucoromycota; Mucoromycetes; Mucorales; Choanephoraceae
Exons: 3
Coding region: 143-898 (251 amino acids)
Source: RefSeq, a predicted model, not a curated record